Messenger RNA from Prosopis cineraria, 2536 nucleotides. Its product is annotated as cation/H(+) antiporter 28-like. NCBI's taxonomy places the organism in Eukaryota, Viridiplantae, Streptophyta, Magnoliopsida, Fabales, Fabaceae. Gene Ontology annotation, biological process: regulation of pH; proton transmembrane transport. The transcript is spliced from 4 exons. The record is from RefSeq and is a predicted model, not a curated record. Gene Ontology annotation, molecular function: antiporter activity. The coding region runs from base 1 to 2427 and encodes 808 amino acids. Gene Ontology annotation, cellular component: membrane; endomembrane system.
AUGUCUAAUAGUUCCUCUCAUGGUAUCUUCUUCGUCUCAACAAUAUCGUCAAACCCAUGUGCUGAAAGGCUUGGUUCUCUCAUGUUCUCGCUUGCCAAGAACUUCAUUAUAUUCUUGGCCAUGGUGAUUGUUUGCAAUGGCUUCCAUUAUCUGCUCAAGCCUUAUUCAAUGCCUCGUAUUAUUUCCGACAUUCUAGUUGGUAUAAUUGUGGGAAACAUUGGUUUCCUACGUGACAUAUACGAAGAAUUCAACAAGACCUUCGGAUUCAUAAUCGAUUUUGUGAUGAUGUUUUAUAUGUUUGCUCUUGGAAUAGAAAUGGAUCCUUAUGCCAUCUUCAAGCAACCAUCUCGCGACGCUCAAAUCGCCUACGCCGGAAUCCUCUCGACUUUCAUUCUCGGCUGCUUCACCACACCACUCUUCGACUUCUUCUCCGGCAAACACAAACUAUACUUCACUCUCUGUCUCUCCACUCUGCUCGCCGGCACAGCGUCCCCGGUGUUGACGCGUCUGAUCACCAGCCUCAAGAUCAGCAAGUCCGACAUCGGGAAACUCGUCAUCGCCGCCGGCAUGCACUCCGACUUCCUCUGCUCUCUGCUCCUCUCCAUCGGCUACAUCGCCAUGCCGUUGCCGGUGUUCUGCGAGAACGAGGUUUACCGGAAGAAUGACAGUGGGAGAGCACGAAUUAAACUGUCCAUUGUUAUGGGAUGUGCAGUGCUAGGGCAAGUGUUGUUCACGGCGACGGUUUCUCCGGUGAUGAUGAGAUGGGUCAAUAAUGAAAACCCAGAAGGUAAACCAAUGAAAGGUGCUCAUUUGGUGCUUUCGGUGGCGUUUAUGGUGUUGAUCUGUGCGUCUUCCACACUGUAUGAUUACAGUCCGAUUCUGAGUGCGUUCAUGGCUGGGAUUUGCUUGCCACGUGAAGGGAGGUUAUCGAAGUGGGUUAUAACGAAGAUAAAUUAUGUGUUGACUUCGAUUUUCUUUCCUAUAUUUUUCUUGUGGAUGGGUUAUGGGGCUGAUUUUAGGAAGUUUGAGGCUGGGAAGUUAGCGACAUGGAUAAGGUUGUUGAUGCUGGUGGUCAUAGGAAUGGCUAGUAAAGUUGCUGGAACUGUUAUUUCUGGUGCCAUGUUGGGUUUUAAUUGGCCUGAUUCUGUUGCCAUUGGCUUGCUUCUCACCGCCAAGGGUCAUUUUCACAUAUACUUGGCCAUCAAAGUGAUGAAAUGUGGGGGCAAUACUACAACAGGAAUUGAGAUGAUAAUUGCAAUCUUUUUCACAGUUCUUCAUUCCCCAUCAGUGGUAGCUCACAUCAUCAAGCGAGCCAGAAAACGAGCUCCUACACAUCGCAUGGCCCUCCAGCUUCUAGAUCCUUCAACUGAACUCAGAAUCCUUCUCUGCGUUCACGGACCAGAAAACGUUCCUGCAUGCAUCAACUUCAUGGAGAUUUCACGUGGAACGACGGAACCAGGAAUGGUCGUUUAUGUCACUGACUUGGUCGAACUCACCGACGAGCUAGCGGCCGCCAGCGAAGGAGGAGAUAAUAAUAGUAAUAAUAAUACGGUGGCUCUAAACGACAAGAACAUUGCGGCUAAGAGAGAGAUAGUGACGAACUCGUUUCAGGUAUACAUUGACGAGGAAGGCGAUGGGAUUACUCUGAAGAGAUCGAUGGCGGUGUCCACGUUCAUCAACAUGGCACGUGACAUCUGCUCUUUAGCUGAGGAGCUCAACAUUACCCUCAUGGUAUUGCCGUUUCAUAGGAGACAACGUGAGGACGGAACGCUUGAUGGAGGCAAUCCUGGGUUCAGGCACGUUAAUCGAAAGGUUCUGAAAAGUGCGCCAUGUUCGGUGGGGAUUCUAGUGGACAGAGGUCUAGGAUCCAUCGAAAAGAUAAAAAGAGCCACCGUUUCAAUCAACGUCGCUGUCAUCUUUGUCGGCGGCAAAGACGACAGAGAAGCGAUUGCCUACGCCGGCCGAGUAGCGCGGCAUUCCGGCGUCAAACUCACUGUCAUAAGGCUUCUAGCAGACACCACAGGCGAUGCGACCAAAUUCUCCGGCCCACUGAGCGUGAACUUGUCGGAGCAAGAGCAAGAAAUGGCAUUAGACGACGAGUGUUUCGCUCAGUUCUACGAGCAACACAUCGUCGGAGGUCGAAUCGCGUACAUGGAGAAGCAUCUGGCGAACUCAGCGGAGACGUUCUCGGUGUUGAAAUCGUUUGAAGGAAGGUACUCGCUGGUGAUCGUGGGGAGAGAAGGAGGAGUGAAUUCGAUAUUGACGAAAGGGAUGAAUGACUGGCAACAAUGUCCAGAAUUGGGACCCAUCGGAGAUGUUCUUUCAGGUCCAGAUUUUUCGAUGACGCUUUCAGUUUUGAUCAUACAGCAACACAAGCUUAAAGGAGAACUUGAUGGAUUAGACGAUGAUUUCACUGUCAUGAUGUAAAUGCGUUGGAUUAGUAUUUAGUAGAAUGUAUGUAUAGUGUCAGUACGUGAAAAUUAUAUUGUAGAUAAUUUUCUUAAAUCUUUUCGCAGUAUUAUGUUAUAUGCAUCAA